AUGGUUAAAGAGUCUUUAUCACAAGUAACUAUUUAUGGUUACGAAAGAAUGAUUUAUCACAUACUAACAUUAGAUGAUGCAUUGAAAGAAAUGAAAAAAAUUAUGAAUGAAGUCAAUGAAAUAAUGAAUUUACCAUCGUUAGCAAUAGUUCGUUUAUUGUUAAAUAAUUUUCAUUGGGAUGCAAAUGUAUUAACAGAACGUUUUUACGAAGAUUCAUCAGCUUUAUUUCGUAGAUUGAAUAUUGUUAAUCCGUAUUCUCAAACAUCAAGUCCAUUAUCACCAAGUGAUAAUCCACUAACAUCGAAUAGUUUACAAAUUUCAGAUACAGUUCUAUGCAAAACAUGUUGUAAUUAUUAUCCAAAGUAUCAAACAUAUAAUCUUCAAUGUCAACAUACAUUUUGUAUGGAUUGUUGGCGAAGAUAUUUGGAAAAGAAAAUAGUUCAAGAUAAUUGUGGUAAAACAUUAUCAUGUCCAUCAAGAUGUAAUUAUUUAAUUGAAGAUGAUAAAGUAUUAGAUUUGAUUGAUAAUGAUGAAGCUCGUCAAAAAUUUAAACGUUUAAUCAUCGAAAUAUUUGUUCAAAAUUAUCGUAAAACAAAGUUUUGUCCUGGACGAGAUUGUGAAAAUAUUAUUAAAGUGAGUUCAAGCAAUUGUGGAGCACAAUUAAUAUCGUGUACGGAUUGUAAAACAAAUUUUUGUUUUGCUUGUACAGAAGUAUGGCAUGAUCCAAUACAAUGUACAUUAUUGAAAAAAUGGGAAAAAAAAUGUCAAGAUGAAAGUGAAACAUGUCAUUGGUUAGAAGUCAAUACAAAAAAUUGUCCGAAAUGUCAUACAGCAAUCGAAAAAAAUGGUAUGUGCAAAAUACUUACUAUAGUAUUCUAAACUAAAACUAUUAAAAAACACAAAAUCAAUUUUGUAUGAAUAGAGAUUCGAACAUAUGAAAUUUAUUUCUAUUUAUUUUUUUUACGCACACAUUGUAUACAACUUCGUUCAAUGCGUGCGAUAAUACAUAGGAUAGUCCAAAAGUAGUGGUUUCAGUAUUAUAUUACUCCACGGAAAGCUUGAAUAAAAUUUCUUCUCAUCUGUCCUUGCAGUGUCAACAAUGCUCUAUAUUUCUUCAAUAUAUCAUCCUUCACCAUUUGCUAUUGUUAUAUGAGAAAAGUUCGACGGAAGCUAUGCACCCAAGUUUUAGAUGAAUAAAGAAAAUUUUCGUUUCUACAUUAAAGUGCGUACUGCACUUCACAUUGAACCAAAAGUUAUUCACGACGAAU
Messenger RNA from Didymodactylos carnosus, 1268 nucleotides. The record is from the annotation of a GenBank genome assembly. NCBI's taxonomy places the organism in Eukaryota, Metazoa, Rotifera, Eurotatoria, Philodinida, Philodinidae.